Lytechinus pictus (painted urchin) is the source of this 693-nucleotide messenger RNA. RefSeq lists its product as uncharacterized. The record is from RefSeq and is a predicted model, not a curated record. Lineage: Eukaryota; Metazoa; Echinodermata; Echinoidea; Temnopleuroida; Toxopneustidae. The coding region runs from base 1 to 693 and encodes 230 amino acids. The transcript has a single exon.
AUGCAUAAUUUGCAAGAUGUUAUGCAAGAUGUAUUAAAAAAGCAUGCGGAGUUGUUUGAUGAUAGUUCAGUCGGACAACUGAUAGGAUACAAGGCCAAAGUGUAUCCUCAAGAAGAGAACAAUCAACCAAAGUUCUACAAAGCAGCCCCUGUUUCCUAUGCUGCCAGGAAGCAGAUAGACAAAGCAUUAGAUAGCUUGUUGGAGGACCGCAUCAUCAAGCCAGUGAAGACCGCAGAUUUUGCAUGCCCAAUCAUUGCAGUCCCUAAGCCAGAUGGACGGAUGAGAAUCUGUGGUAAUUACAAGCUAACUGCAAACAUAGUCCUGAAGGUAGAACAGUACCCCCUGCCGACUCUGGAAGACCUCCUACAAGAACUUGAAGGUGGAGAAAGAUUCACCAAGCUUGAUUUAAGUCACGCCUAUCAUCAGAUAGAAUUAGAUCCGGAAGCCCGCAAGUACACAACAAUCAACACACAUAGAGGUCUCUUUGAGUAUACAAGACUACCUUUUGGGAUAGCAAGCGCUCCAGCUAUGUUUCAGAGGACAAUGAAGAGCCUCUUGGCAGACAUACCUAUGUGCAAGCCAUAUCUCGAUGACAUAAUUAUCAGUGGCAAGACUGAUGAAGAUCAUCUGAGAAACCUGGAAGCAGUUCUUUCAAGACUAGAAAGCAACGGUUUACGCUUGAAGAAUAAAUAA